Molecule: messenger RNA, 2286 nt
Organism: Dromiciops gliroides (monito del monte)
Lineage: Eukaryota; Metazoa; Chordata; Mammalia; Microbiotheria; Microbiotheriidae
Gene: NECTIN2
Product: nectin cell adhesion molecule 2
Exons: 9
Coding region: 225-1760 (511 amino acids)
Biological process (GO): positive regulation of T cell receptor signaling pathway; establishment of mitochondrion localization; coreceptor-mediated virion attachment to host cell
Cellular component (GO): extracellular exosome; focal adhesion; apical junction complex
Molecular function (GO): cell adhesion molecule binding
Source: RefSeq, a predicted model, not a curated record
AGGGGACGGAGGAAAGGGGAGGGGAAGGGUCCCCUCCUCUGGUGACGUCAGAGAGGCGGCUAGGUGUCCGCGGCCGGAGCUGCCCCAGAGGGAGCCGAGGCUCCGGAGCGGAGCGAGAGCGGGCCCCGGAGCUGGGAAGGAGCAGCUCGGGAAGCCGGACCCACGGAUUCGCGGAUACGGACACUCAGCCUUCCCUGGCCCGGGUCCGGCGCCCCGGGCCGCCCAUGGCCCGGCCCACCGCCCUCCCGCUGCUACUGCUGUUGUUCCUGGGGACCGGAGCCGAGAACGUCCAGGUGCAAGUGCAAGCUGAGGUUCGGGGCCUUCUGGGAAAUGAGGUGAAGCUCCCCUGCCACCUUCUGUCGGGGAAAGAGAAAAAAAUUCGAGUGUCCCAGGCCAUGUGGCUCCGCUGGGACAGAGACGGGGGCAGCCAGAGCGUGGCCGUCUUCCAUCCCCAACAUGGUGCCAGCUUCCCGAAUUCAAACCCCUAUGACCAGCGUAUGUCGUUCGCCAUUAGAAACUUCACAAAAACGGAGGCAGAGCUAAGGGACGCCACCCUGCUGUUGAAGGGGCUGAGGGCCGAGGAUGAGGCCAACUACACCUGCGAGUUUGCUACCUUUCCCUGGGGGAGCAGCAAAGGAGCCACUUGGCUCCGAGUUCUGGCUGAGCCCCAAAACCAUGCGGAGUCCCAAGAGGUGAUACUGGCCCCAGACCCAAAGCCCAUGGCCCGAUGUGUCUCCAGCGGGGGCCGUCCCCCAGCCCGCAUCUCCUGGUUCUCUCCCCUGCCUGGUGAAGGCACUGAGACGAAGACAGCCGGGCCUCUGCCUGGCACCUUCACUGUCACCAGCCGCUUCACCCUAGUGCCCAUCCCUCAAGCCAAUGGGGCAAAGGUCACCUGUAAGGUGGAACAUGAGACCUUCUCAGAACCUGUCCUGAUCCCCCUCACCCUUUCCGUGAAAUACCCCCCUGAGGUCUCCAUCUCUGGCUAUGAUGACAACUGGUUUGUUGGUCGAGUCGAAGCCUCCCUGAGUUGUGAUGUCCAGAGUAACCCAGAGCCCACAAGCUACAAGUGGAGCACGAUCACUGGCUCACUCCCCACAACAGCUGUGGCCCAGGGACCCCGGCUCAUCAUUCGCACGGUAGAUGAGGCAGCCAAUACCACCUUUGUCUGCAGUGUUGUCAACGCUGUGGGCACCGGCCGGGCUGAGCAGACUAUCCGAGUCAGAGAGUCCCCCGACACAGCGGGUGCUGGUGCCACUGGUGGCAUCAUUGGUGGCAUCAUCGCAGCCAUCAUUGCUCUGGCCGUGGCUGCCACCGCUAUCCUGAUCUGCCGACAGCAGCAGAAGGAGGAAGAGCUACGUGGAAGACCUGACGAAGAGGAAGAUGAGCUGGAAGGCCCUCCUGCAUACAAGCCUCCACCUCCUAAGAUGAAAUUGGAGGAACCAGAAAUGCCCUCUCAGCUGUUCACUCUAGGUAGUUCGGAGCACAUCCCUCUGAAGACCCCAUACUUUGAGCCUAGCCUGGUGGCACCUGAACAGGACAUGCCACGAUACCAUGAGCUGCCUACCCUGGAGGAGCGGGCAUCUGCCAUGCCCUCGAACCUGGAGGAGCCAGGAGCUGCUGCUGGAGAAGAGAGGCUUUCCCUGGAGGACAAGGACGACUACCUGGACAAGAUCAACCCCAUCUAUGACGCCCUGGCAUAUACCACGGCCGAGGCCUACCAAGUUAAGGGCUUCGUCAUGUCCCGGGCAAUGUACGUGUGAGCCCCCUGCCCGCCUCCCACCGCAGGAAGCUGGCUGCUGCCCCCCGCCCUCGGGGCUGGGGACCACCGCCUCCCCUUGGGAGUCGUCCUCCUCGAGCCCUCUGACACCCACCAAAGCCGGGCCCUUUGCCAUGACUGUGACGUCACACCUGCCCUCUAACUUAUACCGGUGACUUGGGGACCUGUAGAGUGUGGCCCCUGGCUCAAGAAUGGCCAUGCCUGUGACCCAGGCCAGGACCUCUGGGCCGGACCCUCCCCCACCUCGCUGCUUACCCCCGCCUCCUCGACCCCACCCGCCUUUCCCUGCACCCAGACUUGAGCCCUGGGCUGCAGGAUGGGAUCCGUCCCAGUCCCCUGCACACACUUCCUGCGGGCAGGAGAGGUGGGCUGCCCGCCUCCAGCCCGCCCCGGGGGCAAAGGCCUGACGGGCUGGCUGGGCUAGCCCUGCCCCCGCCCCCAGCCUGGGGGGGAGGGGAACUGAGUUUUGUACACAAGUGUUUCCUAAUAAACCACUUUUUACGUCUCUA